CCAGUGCCGCGCUCCGGAGUCGGGAUGAGCGCCAGCAUCAGACAGCAUCGUCGUAUCAGGCAGUAACCCGAUGAGCAGGUCGCAUGUCGGGCUGCAGAACUGCGAAACGCCUUACCAUUUUGGAUUGAAGUCUCCUUCGGAUAGCUGCAUUUUACGAAAGGCACUAUGAGUGGGGUGGUUGGGAACCUAAGUCCUAAACAGGCCAGCGCCCUGGAACAGUUUCGAGAGCAGGUCAGUGACCUUCUUCCUCAACUGCCUGCACAGAGUGAUCACUUCCUGUUGCGAUGGCUAAGAGCCCGAAACUUUAAUCUUCAGAAGUCUGAAGCAAUGCUACGAAAGCAUAUGGACUUCCGAAAACAAUUGUAUGUUGAUAAAAUCAUAACUGAAUGGAGGCCUCCAGAGGUGUUGGAGAAGUAUCUCUCUGGAGCGAUGUGCGGUUACGACCGGGAGGGCAGCCCUGUCUGGUACGACAUCAUUGGCCCGAUGGAUCCAAAAGGUCUCUUCCUGUCUGCGGCCAAGCAAGACUUCAUCAAGUCCAAGAUCAGAGAUUGCGAGAUUCUGCAGAAGGAAUGUGACCUGCAAUCCCAGAGGCUGGGAAAGAACAUUGAAUCGAUCACCAUGGUCUUCGAUGUUGAAGGCUUGGGGCUGAAACACAUAUGGAAACCUGCCAUUGAUACAUUUUCAGAGAUCCUCCAGAUGUUUGAAGAAAACUACCCCGAGCGGCUGAAAAGGCUGUUUGUCAUCAAAGCCCCAAAGCUCUUCCCCGCAGCCUACAACCUCGUCAAGCACUUCCUAUGUGAGAACACGCAACAGAAGAUCUUCAUUCUUGGGGCCAACUGGCAGGAGGUGUUACAGCAGUACAUAGCCCCCGAGGACCUGCCCGCCAUCUAUGGGGGCCAGCUGACGGACCCCGACGGAGACCCGCGCUGUCGGACCCUGCUCCACUUUGUAGCCACAGUGCCCAAGUCCUACUAUGUUCGGGACCAAGUUCAGCUGAACUAUGAGCAGACAGAGAUGGUGAACCGCGGGUCGUCCCUGCAGAUGGAGUAUGAGAUACUGGCUCCUGGUUGUAUUCUCAGGUGGCAGUUUGCCAGUGAGGGGGCAGACAUUGGCUUUGGGGUGUUCCUCAAGUCCAAUAAAGGACAAUGGCAGAAGGCAUCACAGAUGACAGAGGUUGUUCAUAGCCAGCGCUACAACUCCCAUUUAGUGCCUGAGGAAGCCUCACUCACCUGUCAGCAGCCGGGAGUUUAUGUACUCCGCUUUGACAACACUUACAGCCUCCUUAAGUCCAAACAAAUUCAGUUUACCGUUGAUGUCCUGCUCCCUGGCCAAUUGCAGUCCCCGAAGGCUGGUGGCAGUAUCCAAUCAGAAUCGGUGAAUGGGCUUGGCCGAGAAGAACCCAGAAAUCAGAUUGUUGUGGACCAGACUGCAUCCGCACAAAUGGCUUGAACCCCCUGAUACUUGAAUAUGAUAGGUCUUUUGUUGGCCCUUUCCAGAGACCCAAUCCACACACACUCCAAAUCCUAAAGACGUUGAUCUGAUAAAUAUAUAAUUCCAGUUGAUUAUAUGUGACCGAUUUGAUUGUUUGAGGAAAUGGAAUGUAUAGUUGAUAUACUCAGUCAGCAUUCAGUCAACUCAUAUAUGUUCCACCAACUCAUUUUGUCUUGAUAAUUUAUGUUCGAUAUUGACAUAGAUAAUAUUUUCAGAAUAUACAGUAUUAUUUUUGUUGAAACAUAAUUUAAAGGCAAUAUUGUAAACUUUGUUAUAAACUUUAAAUAGGGUGCAGUUUAGGCUGUUAUUUAUUUUUAUUAAUGGCACUGUUAUGUGUUUCUCUGAAAAUGUUUGAAUAUAGGUUUUAAUCUUGUUCAUCGAAUGAGAAUACUUGUACAGGGUACAGCACUGUAAAGUGCUGUACUGUUAAGUGAAACAGGCAUACCAAUCCAUGUAUAUGGAGGUAAUUAAUGGUAUGUAACGACAAUUAUAUUGUCGUUAUAUACAUUGUGCUCCCGUACAUGCAUUGAAAUGUGUGAAGGGUGAUUUAACAGAAACCAAAUAUGUGUCCAAUAAGAAUAGCUUUUAAAUACUGGUAUAAUUCUGGUCGAUAUCUAUACUGGGCUUCAUGUGAUUUGAGAUUGUGUUAUAUGUUAAUAGAUGCAAAAACAAGGAAAUCAAAUCAUGCACUGAAAAAUAUGUGAGUGAGUAUAUAAUUAGUAUACUAUUUCCGAGUUAUAAAAUAGCUAUUUUAUUAAAACAGCAUUAGUUGAAAGGGCCUUUCCAACCAUAGGUCAGAGUGAUUAUCACUGUGAAAGAAUUUCUCGUCCACUCGAUAUUAUGCUCUUACUCCAUAUACAUAGCAAACAAAUUGUUUUAAUUGCUUCAAAUAUUUCAAGUUAGUAAGUUAUGUAUAAUGUUAUGUAUAAUUUCUGACAUGGCUGGACUAUGCACAGUAUAUAAUGUUCAAAUAUAAACGUGAAUAAAAACAUGAAAAAAUAUA
Molecule: messenger RNA, 2494 nt
Organism: Gadus macrocephalus (Pacific cod)
Lineage: Eukaryota; Metazoa; Chordata; Actinopteri; Gadiformes; Gadidae
Gene: sec14l8
Product: SEC14-like lipid binding 8
Exons: 12
Coding region: 166-1449 (427 amino acids)
Cellular component (GO): cytoplasm
Source: RefSeq, a predicted model, not a curated record